Acipenser ruthenus (sterlet) is the source of this 3658-nucleotide messenger RNA. Its product is annotated as homeobox and leucine zipper protein Homez-like. The record is from RefSeq and is a predicted model, not a curated record. Gene Ontology annotation, biological process: regulation of transcription by RNA polymerase II. Gene Ontology annotation, cellular component: nucleus. Gene Ontology annotation, molecular function: DNA binding; DNA-binding transcription factor activity, RNA polymerase II-specific. Lineage: Eukaryota; Metazoa; Chordata; Actinopteri; Acipenseriformes; Acipenseridae.
GAGCAGGAGGAGACGCCCACAGGCCCGAGACCCGCUCCCGAGACAGGAAAAUUUCACGCAGAAAAAAGGAACAACAAAGGCGGCAAACAAGCUGUCGUCCUCCCCCCUCCCAUCCCCCUUUCCCCCCCGAAAAAUAAAUAAAUAAAUAUACCCCCCCACCCCCAAAAAAAAAACAACAACGUAGGACGAAGGUCGCCGCUUUUUAAAGAGAGUUGUUGCUGAGUCCACAGUCCCAGUGCAGGGAGGACAGGACCCUGCAGCGCCCCCUAGAGCUGGGAGGACAGGACUCUGCAGCACCCCCUAGAGCUGGGAGGUUGAAUCUUCAGCUCGAAGCCCGGCUUGCCAGCGCAGCAACUUGACAAACCCACAAAAACAACAACAAACAAAAACUACAAAUACCAGCACGCCCCACCCCCCACCAAAGCGCUACAAGGAAAGCAAAGGGAGAAAACUACAAUUCCCAGCAUCCUCCCACUUCCCUUAAGUUUUACAAGAAAAUCGAAGCUUGCUUGUGGUGGUGGUGGUGGUGGAGUGGAGUGGAGUGGAUUGGAGGGGGAAACUACGAGAGAGGAACCCGACGAUAGAAAAAAAUAUAAUAAUCAAAUAAAACGAUACGUAUCUUUUUUUUUUUUUUUAAUAAAAAAUGGCCACUGAAUGCGGGGCAUUUUUUCCCUCGUCGCGGUCGGAGGAAGCCGACCCCGUUAUGAGCGCCUCUUCUGUCAAGUCGGAACGCGGCUACCACUGCCAGCUGUGCGGCUACGAGACGCUGGACCUAUCCCGCUUCAGCGAGCACCUGCACAGGACGCAUCCUGUUUUUAACUUCAAAAUACUGCCCACUUGCACCGGCAGGACCCCCGACAUGGAGCCCUGCAACGGAGAAACCUUUCCCCCCUGGCCCGGGAGGGAAACAGAAGGGGGCGCUAAAGACUGCGACACAGGGAAAAGAGGGUCGUCGUCGUCGACGCCUCAGGAAGUCGCUCAGGGAAAAGCUACGACUCCGAAGCCGGGCUGCAGGAACCCGUCGUCUACGGUCAACUUCAGCCCCAACAGAAACUCGGUGGUCUGCCUGCCCCUGGUCUCAGAGGGGCUGAAGCUGGUGUGGACCCAGUCUGACCAGACCAGCGCGCUGGAUUCGGACGAAAGGCUGGUCGAGGCGUUCAGCCGCUUCCCUUACCCGUCGGCCGCGGAGAUCGGGCAGCUGUGCCGGGACUCGGGUCUGCCCCUGGACAAGGUGAAGGUCUGGCUGAUGGUUCAGAGGAUCCGGUAUGGGAUCAGCUGGUCUUCCGAAGAGAUUGAGGAGACGAGGCUGAAGCUGGGGCAGGGGAGGGGCAGGGAGGGGGAGUGGGGGGAGGAGGAGGAGGAGGAGGAGGGGGGAGGAGGAGGUGGUAUCGAUUUAGAGGAGGAAGAGAGAGGCGACCGCGGGAUAAACGGCUCGAAACUCGACCCUCUCGGCGGCUUUACGAACGGAGUGGCGACACACUCUUCCUCCUCUGCUCUCCCGGGCAGCGGGAGCUACAAGAAACCCGAAGCCCAUCUGGUGGGGCAGCGAUUAAAUAACUUCUCCUCCUCCUCCUCCUCUUCCUCUUCCUCCCAGGCAUCUGGAGGGAACCCCAGUCUCAGCACCCCCGAUCCCAGCCGCUCCUCCUUGGAGUCCUUCCUGGACCGCAGCCUCGAGGCGGUGGCGCACAGAUUCAGGAAUUCCGGGAAGGUGGGAGACCGCAGGGAGGAAGGGGGGGGUAGGAGAAAGACUUGUUGCCGAGGGAAACCAGACAGCGGGGCGACGCUACGGACCCCGCCCCACCACCGCAACGGUGGAGCACAGGCUAACCCCAAGAAGAGCAAGCCCACCCCCUUCUCCUCUAGCACCUCCCCCCUGGGCCCCUCCCUUCUCACACCCAACGGCCGACUGCGGAAGACCAAAGAACAACUGUCCAUUCUCAAGGCCUUUUUUCUGCGCUGCCAGUGGCCCCAGAACUCGGACUACGCCCGUUUGACGGAGGAGAGCGGGCUGCCGCGGUCGGACAUUAUCCAGUGGUUCGGAGACACGCGCUACGCGGUCAAGAACGAUCACCUGAGGUGGGUCAAGAGGUCGGACAUAGCUUCCGAUAUCCUGCAGAAGCAGCAACAGACCGCUCCCCACCUCCCAGCUUCCCCCAGCAACAGCAGGGCGAAGAGGAAGAGGGAGAGGGAGUCAGGAGCCUGGCACGGAGGCAGGGACGAGGGGUCGGCCCCGGGUUCGAACAGCGGCGUCGACAUGCGCCCCCUGGAGAGGUAUUUCGGGAGCACAGGGUUCCUGCAGGAGCGGGAUUUGGAAGCGUUGUGUAGGGAGACGAGGAUGACGUCCCAGCAAGUGAGGGAGUGGUUUGUGUGCCGGCAGGAGGGCAUGGCGGAGGUGGAAGUGGAUAUUAGUGACGGGGAGGGGUGAGAGAGAGAGAGAGAGAGAGAGGGACAUUUUAUACAGAGCUGCGGUAUCUAUGUAUAUAGGUAUGAACUUUGUUUUGUUUUUUGGUUAGAUGGGAGAACUCAGAAAUAAUGGUCAUAAGUGAUGAUAAUGAUUAUUAUUAUUAUUAUUAUUAUUAUUAUUAUAUUAAGCUCAAAGGGAGAGGGGUUAGGGUAUGGGGGUACUAGCGACAGUUUUAAAGGGUCUUUUUAAUCCUCUUUAAAUCUGCACAAGCAACACAGUGCCCCCCCCCCCCCCCCCCCCCCCCCCCCCCCCGUCUGAGGCACUGGGGUCAUUAUUAUUAUUAUUAUUAUUAUUAUUAUUAUUAUUAUUAUGAUUAUGACAAUUACAGCGGAAUCAUUUCCUGAAAUUCCAAUUCUGCUUUAUUCAAUUUUUAAUUAGUUCCAAUUAUGCUGCAGUGAUCCCAAUUAUAAUUACAGUGACGCUAAAACGUAACAUAAACAGCCGCGCGCAUCAUUUCCUCUGAAUAACCGGCACUAAUAAUCACAGGUACAAACACACAGACACACUGGAGCACUUUUUUAAAGGGUUUUGUUUUUGUUUUUUUUAAAACAAAUAAUGGGGGAAGUUACCAGAAGUGAUUGAAAAUACGAGAAUAAAGAUCUGAAAUGACAAAUAAAUGUGUAGCUGAACUGGAAUCGAUCAAUUACAUAGAUGGGGAUAAUUUACAAUAAAUUACAAAUUUUCACCAUUACAAUUGGAAUUCACCUCGGGUCUGAAAGCCAUAUUAAAAAAUAAAAAAAUAAAAAAACCACCUAAUUUACCUAUUUUCUUUUACUUCCUGGUGUUUUAUCACUUCCUGUGCAGUAAGUAGGUCGCCUGACCCGAUUUUGCCACCAGCGAAAGAGCUACGGCACAGGAAGUGAUGUCAUACCAGGAAGCGGGGAACUUUUUUACCAGUAGAUUCUACAGCCCUGGCUUAGCCCGCCCUCUUAAAUUUAAAUUGCUUGAGAUUUGAGAAGAGAUGCCUUCACUUAUUUUGCUUAAGCGAACAAUGACAGUUGACUUUUGUAGAAUUAUUAUUAUUAUUAUUAUUAUUAUUAUUAUUAUUUUUAAUAAUAAUAAUAAUAAUAAUAAUAAUAAUGUUGUUAUUAUUUUAGGUACAUUUUUUUUUGUAAUUAUGACCAAGAGUUUGGGGUUACAAGUUGAUUUGAUGAGACCAGACUGUUCUCAAUAAAUCUUGUGUUUUUAAAGAUA